AGGCUGGGCGUGCGGCGUCACGGCGACGGCCCCGAGCCGCGCCCCGGCACAGGCGGCGAGCGGAGCGCAGCGGAGCUGAGCGGAGCGCAGCGGGCGCGGCGCAGCGGGAUCGGCCGGCGAGGCGGCGGCGGCGCGCGGUCGGCGGGGAGCGGAGGCGCUGUCCGUGAAGAAAAGUUUCUUAAAAGCAUGCUUCGUAUAUCAGGAGGAAGCAAAAAAGUCAGUACCGCCACGUCUCUGUCAAGGAUGAGCUGCAGACACUUGUAUUGAGGGUGAUUUAUCUCUUGCAUCAUGCGUGAAUACAAGCUAGUGGUUCUUGGUUCUGGAGGUGUUGGAAAGUCUGCUCUGACUGUACAGUUUGUUCAAGGAAUAUUUGUUGAAAAAUACGAUCCUACGAUAGAAGACUCCUACAGAAAGCAAGUUGAAGUAGAUGCACAACAGUGUAUGCUUGAAAUCUUAGAUACUGCAGGAACGGAACAGUUUACAGCCAUGAGAGAUCUAUACAUGAAAAAUGGACAAGGUUUUGCAUUAGUAUAUUCCAUCACAGCUCAGUCUACAUUUAAUGAUUUACAGGAUCUAAGAGAACAGAUUCUUCGAGUCAAAGACACUGAUGAUGUGCCUAUGAUUCUGGUUGGCAAUAAGUGUGACUUGGAAGAUGAAAGAGUUGUGGGAAAGGAACAAGGUCAGAACCUAGCAAGGCAAUGGAAUAACUGUGCAUUCUUAGAGUCUUCUGCAAAAUCAAAGAUAAAUGUUAACGAGAUCUUUUAUGACCUUGUGCGACAAAUUAACAGAAAAACUCCAGUGCCUGGAAAAGCACGCAAAAAGUCAUCAUGUCAGCUACUUUAAUGCAUAGCUGUACUGUAGCUCUGAGCCAGGUCUGAAGAACUGUUGCCCAAUUCAACAGUGCCAGCAUUCCAACUUUAUUAAACCUACCAACAUCUUAAAUGGACUUUCCUGUGGUGGUACCCUUUAAGAAAUGGAUGAAAGCUACAUCAGUUUGCACAUUCUAUCACUUUCCAGUGUCAUGAGAGAUUUUUACUUCUAAAUAUUCUGUGUAUGCAACUGGUAAAACCAGAGCCUACAUCCAGUAUUACUGAUAAGAGACAUUGUUCAUCCACCAAUGUUGUACAUGUAUGAAAACUGUGUACUGUAUACUUCAACAAUCCCCACUUUCUAUUGGAGAGUACAAUAAUGUAAAUCCUAAAAGCACCACUAUUUUAGCAUAAUAAAAGAAAGUCCAAAGAGCUCCUAUAUAGACUACUCCAGAUAACUUUGCUUCAUCGGUAUUUGUAGCUUAUUGUAACUUUUUUAAAGAAAUACAGGAUCAUCAUCAUCAUCAUCAUCGUAUUGUACAAAAGCGCUUUGAUUAACACAACGGCUAUAUAGUUUUUUAAUUUUAGGAAAAACCUGUGGAGACAGUGACCUAGUCUUUAAGAGUCCUUUCAGUAUAACGUCUGACUAAAGACAUGGCCUUUAAUAUCUGUUGGGAAGGAAAUGUCCAGACUUUUCAACCUUUUAUUGUAUGUUUCCUUUUCCUUGUUUACAUAGGGAACAAUGUUUAUAGUUGUGUGUACAGUGGGGGUCUACAACAAGUGUAUAUUUUAAAACAAUUUUUUAAUGAUUUAACAAUUUUUUGUAAAUCAUUUUUGGGCUUCUGCAGCUGUAGAUUCUCACUGUGAAUUCCCUUGCUUGCUCAUGCAUAAGUGUAUUUGCAAUACCAAAUAUACAGGUUUAGUACUUUUGCCUGUUAGUGAUUGUUUUACAUGUGUAACGUUUUGGUUGAGAUGUUAAAUGGUGGAAGAGUACUGUGGAUGUGAAUGUGGGAAGUAAUUUUAAUCAUGUGUAAUUGGUCACAGGGCCUAAGUUGCAGUAAUUAACUUUUGCUGAUUUAUUUAACAAUGCCUUGUUGCUUUGUAUGCAUUAACGUUUGGGUGUAAAGAUUGUGUGUAUAUCCAACAGGGAGCCACAGUAUUUAAAUUGACCAACCUGAUGUUACAACUGCUUGGAGGUGGCCAAAUGUAAACUAAAAGCCUUAAUUAAAGUGGUGCAAUUUUGUAUGACUUAGCAUCAGUAGUUCAAUAAAUUUGGAUUGCCAUGCAAGGGCUUGCAUUACAGUUAUACUACUUGAAUGUUUUGUGUUUUAGUAGUGCUAGUAAAUACUGAUUUUUAAAUCUCUUGCACAGUGCAGAUUCAUACAUCUUAAGAUGAAGAGGAGACCCUAUGUCUUUGUUUUCUGACAAAUACAUGCCAUAGAUAUUUCUUGUAAUAGUAUCCCAUGUUUUACUGUGAAUGAAUUUCUGACUGACUGAAAUUCCACUUAUUUCUGAACUUGGAAUAUGCCAAGCUCUAACAAAAGGAAACAUCUAACCAAAAAAAAAAUUGUCUUUAAAGGUUACACCAUCAUUGGCUGUUUUGGAUACUUGAAAAUAUUUUGCCUGUUAUUUUCCUCCUUUCCAGGGAGAAUUAAUGGUUUAAAUUAACUUAGUCCAGCAAAAAAAAAAUUAUCUUGGGAGACAGAAUGAUUUUUCUGUAUGAUAUCUGCAGGAACAAAACCUUAUUUGUUUGGUUUUAAAGAAAUCUGCACAAGAGCAUUCUUGCAGUAUGGAGUGUAGAAUUUUGUCAACUUGAAAUCCCUGGUAAUAGUGUUGGACUGAGAAGUGGAAUGCAUGGACUGUAGAUGAUUUCCUGAUCUUGGCCGUGCUGCUGGAAAUUAUUGUCACACCCAAAUCCUUGGUACCUCCUGUUUCUCUGGCACAGAAUUAUCAGAGAGCUUGUUCUAAUUCAUUCCUGCAAAUUUCAUCAGAUUAGGUUAGCUAAUACUGGUAAGCUUUGAGAUAGUUUAGGUUGCCCAAAGUGAAUUAAGAAGCCCAGCUGAUCCUUCCUGCUGGUAGUUUCAUCAGUCAUCACCAUUGUUUAUUGUAGGUAAUAUGCUUCUACUGUGCAGAGACAGACUUAAGAUUGAAUUUCUUUUUCAUUUAUCAUUAAAAAUCUUAAGAUGCGAUAAUCCCCAUCCUGCUUGGUCCCCAGAGUAAAGGAGACUGGAGCACUAGAUGCCCUAGUUCUUUUUUCACGAGGUACUUACCUUCUUUGGUGAGCUAAUCAGAAAUUUUCUUCCCUUUAUUUCCAACCUCUGCUUAUUCAGGGCUUGUAACACUUUAUUGUCCCGGCUGUCCUUUUAUUGUUUUUUUUUAAUGUGUUUCUUUUCCAGGCAGCUGUAGAGAUGGCAUUGGGUGGGAGUAAGAGAAAAUUCUUUUGAGAACAUCAUAGAAGGGGCCUUGAUCUGGUCUUGGUGUCUAGCCAAAGAAUACUAUUGAUAGGGAAGAUCAGGCUUUGUCCUGGAAAGCCUCUCUACUGAAGCAUUCUUGUUGGUUCUCUUCUUCAGCAUUAGAGGUAUUCAGUUGGAUCAAACCCUUAAGGAAGUAAAAUUUUCAGAACCUCUAGGCUUUAACAUCUAAAGAUUGGGCUAAAGAAGGGAAAUAUGUUCCCCUAUCCCCUGUAUUUCGAACUUAUGUCAGAUGUGUAAAGCCAGCACAUUGUAACCCAGGUAACACCUAAACCCCAGUAUUCUUGAAAGUUUUGGCAAGCUUCAAGGGAGCAGUGUCCCAGUUGUUAAAGGGAAGAUGCUUGACAAAAUGUUGCUAAUGAAAUUAUGAAGUGUACAGAAAAACACAUUCUCUUCAUGUUUAAAUUGUGGUGUGAAAAGCUGUUCCCACUGAGGAAGUGAGCACCCAGUUCCCUGUGGGAAUUGGAACUAUGCAAGCAGUUACAAAUUGUAGAAAAGAAUCCUCUCUGCUGACAUUUUUGAGCAAACUGUUACGUAUCUUCAAGACAAUUCCAUUAUGUACCAAUGCUUAAGAAGUUCACUUGUUAAGAACUACUUGUACUGAAACACUUCUCCUAAAGCUUUGGAUGAAAACAUGCAUGACUCACAUUUUGCAGGCAUUUUUGCAAAUGUGGUGUUAAUUCAAAUGUGUAACUGCUUGUAAAGUUAGCUUAUGCUUACAGUGCACACUGCUGUAUUUCCUCUCUAAUCUGAAACUGAUGUAUGUCAGUAUUUAAAGUCUGAGCCUUCUGUGGAAAAAGUAGUAUUUAUGUCCUGAAAUACAGAAGUAUUAUUUAAUGGAAUUGCACUCUUCAUAUUAGGACUCUUUCCUUGCAAUAUAAAUUUCUCUUAUAUCUUACCUUAUCCUAGUGCCCUUUUUCAUUCUCAAAUUAUUCUGUGAAAUGAAUGUUAGUUGUCUAAUUUAGAAGACUAUUUGGAGACAUUGCAAUAUGUUUUCAGAUGUCCAAAUGAAUUAAGUGUAAGUUCAAACUGCUACUGAUCUCCUACAUAAGAGACUUAAAUUCUGGAAAAGUAUUGUGGAGUUAGACAUUACAGUUCUUUCAUAAGACAGACUGAUUCUGUCAUGCUAGAAAUGAAAGGUGGCAGGAGUUUGAAAUUUGGAUUAAAUGUUUUAAGUAAAAUUGCCAUUUUCUUACAGGUCAACAGUAAAGAUGAGAAUUUUUCUUUUAAAAUGGUGUCAACAAACUGGAUGAAUCAACCAUAAUGAAUUUUUUUCCCAAGUUUUCUAAUUUUUGCCAGUUUUGAAAAGAGCUUAGUUGGGAAGAAGUUUGGCCACAAUAAUGUACUAGUUCUAGACUUCAGUUUAGACAUAUCAGCAGUAGAAAGUUACACUAGAUGUGCAUGGUCAAAAAUAGUCUAUGUACAGCUAUGUAGCACUUUUUAAAUUGUAAUCUGAUGAUGUGGCCAAGUGUAGACAAAAAGCUUUUUGUUCAAUUUUAUACUGCUGUCCCAACAGCAUUAGGAUAUAUUUCAAUUCAUUGCUUUUAUUUUGCCUGUGUGUGGGGAGGAGAAUAAUGACAAAUAAAAAGUUGAUUAGUAUAUAACAAAAUGCAGUUUUAAGUUGUUCUCUAAGGUAGCAUCAGAGUUAUUAAAUUAGGUUUUUAUUUCUGAAUCUCAAGCAUGUUAUGCUUUUCUUUCAAAAGCUUAUGCAUAACUUGAAGAUUUCUAAAACUUAUCUACAUUUUCCAUUUUAUAAAGUAACUCUGGAAUGAUACUUAUAUUUGUGGAAAACUUUACAUUCUGAGUCUUGAACUAAAAAACAAGCAUAGUUGUUUUGUAGUCUUAAUUUUGUUCACAAUAUUUCAAUAUCUGGGCUUCAAACAACGUAUAAAUGUGGAUUUUGCUGUGUUUUCUGUGUUUGGGGUUUUUGGGGGGUUGGUUGUUUGUUUUAAAUAACCUCCAGAACCAUUUAUUUUCAGAAGUUUGAGUCAUCAAGCAGAGAGUGACUUCAUGUUUUUAAAGAGUUGUUCUUUAGGGAGAGAUUUGUGAAUGGAUAAAAGAAUGUCUUUGCACUCCCACCGUGCUCACUGCUGUCUCAAGAGAUCCUAGUUCUGCCAAACAACAAGCGCUACAGCUUCAUUGUUUUAAGAAAGUUUACUACCACCAGGAUUUUUUUCUUUGAAGUUGUGACUGGGGUGAACUUCAUUUGAGAAUCAUUGUCUUUUCUAAUUAUUUCAUGUAAUGUCUUGUCUUUACUGUGAACUUGGAGGUGUGGGCCAUUUCUGCAGUCCUGAAUACUGAGUGAAAUCCUAGUGGACAUUACAGUUCCUUCUUUUGUCAGUAUACUUUACCUUUUCAUACCAUGUGGCAUUUUAACCUUCCAGAUCUAAUAGGGAGGGCUCCGUAGCUUCACUCCCAUACUAAGUACAAAAAAAUCUCUACAUGUGAAAUUCCAGCUCUCAUCAACUGGGUUUACUGCUUGUAAUGCACCCAAUAGCAACAAAGACCCUUGGCAGUACUGUCAUGACUUUCAGACACAAAUAAAAUGAGCUACAAAUUUG
Molecule: messenger RNA, 5841 nt
Organism: Serinus canaria (Common canary)
Lineage: Eukaryota; Metazoa; Chordata; Aves; Passeriformes; Fringillidae
Gene: RAP1B
Product: RAP1B, member of RAS oncogene family
Exons: 9
Coding region: 289-843 (184 amino acids)
Biological process (GO): negative regulation of synaptic vesicle exocytosis; Rap protein signal transduction; cellular response to cAMP
Cellular component (GO): plasma membrane
Molecular function (GO): GDP binding; GTPase activity; GTP binding
Source: RefSeq, a predicted model, not a curated record